Octopus sinensis (East Asian common octopus) is the source of this 1794-nucleotide messenger RNA. RefSeq lists its product as uncharacterized. The transcript is spliced from 7 exons. Lineage: Eukaryota; Metazoa; Mollusca; Cephalopoda; Octopoda; Octopodidae. Bases 702 to 1115 code for a protein of 137 amino acids. The record is from RefSeq and is a predicted model, not a curated record.
GUAUGUUUCAUUAUUAAAUAUGAUGUAAGUAGGCAGUGGUGAGUUUUAUUUCUGUCAUGUAGAAUGAGAAUGAAAAGCUAAAACUUGUAUGCUAUCAUCAUCAAAUCCUUCUGUUGUAACCACCUUCCUAUUCUUCCUCCUCCUCAUCCUUCCUCCCCGUUAUAGUCUUCUGAUGCCAUGACUGUAUGAGAACAGCGGGCACCCACUUGCUGGUUAUCCAUUGAGAUUAUUUGAAGUGUGUGCAUAAAAAAAAAACAGUGACUAGUUUCUAUAUACCUAGGACUACAUAAGCUAAUAUACCUAGGACUACAUUAGCUAAUAUGCCCUUCUUUUAUUUAAGGCCGACUAUGAUGAGAGAGAGAUAUGUAGUUGCUAUUUCUAGCAAACUCAGCGACCAUGUAAAAAAGUUUUAAUAAGUGACGCUAAUAAUGGUGAUAGGAAGAGUAAGACAGAAAGAGUGUGAAACAGAGAGAGAAAGGCAGAGAAAGAAUCAGAGAGUAGAAGAGAAAGGUGAAAGAUAGACAGAGAAAGAAAGGAAGUAUAAAUGACAAUGGGGGGAUAGAGUGAAACUGUCAGCAGGGAGUGUCUAAACAAAUAUAAAAGAGGAUGAUGUCAUCAAGUACAAUACAUCGUCGUGACGAGCUGCGUAUUCCAUUCACUCAAGAAAGUAGCGGUUGCCAAUAGUCAGCAUCUCUAAGAUCAUGGACUUCAAACAGUAUAUUAUAUAUUCCAUCAUUUCCGUGGCAGUUGCAGAAGCAAUAAAAUCCGCCGUGCAUGAUGAACAUCAUAAUCGAAAUAAAAUCGAAGGUUCCCAAACUGGUGGUGAAAUAGAAACUGUUACAACUAGUGGUGGAUUUUAUACAGCUCUCAGACCUGGUGGUGAAAGAGAAACUGUUACAACUAGUGGUGGAUUUUAUACAACUCUCAGACCUGGUGGUGAAAGAGAAACUGUUACAACUAGUGGUGGAUGUUAUACAACUCUCAGACCUGAUACAAAAACAACCAUCAUUGCCUUGUCUGUUGGCCUCGUCAUUCUUGUCAUUGCCGUCAUUAUUAUAAUUUGUGUCUUCAAACGUAAGUGUCGUAAGAAAUGCCAGGAACCUACGGAUGUAUAAGAAUGUUGGCCAAAAUUCUUUUAAAUUUUCUGUAAAGUUAUCAUUCAGCUUCAAAAAAAAAAAAAAUCUUCAAUUAUAAUUUCAAAAAAUAUGUACUGUAAAUCAAUACUUUGAGUAAUAUAUACCGUAAAUCCUCGAGUACAAUCCGCAUUUCCCCCCUGAAAUUUAAAGGUCAAAAUCCCUAGUGUGUACUAUAUCUGAGGCUAAAAAUGAUAAAUAUUUUCUAAGCAAUGUCCAAGUCUCUAUUUGCUGUCCGGCAAUGUUUAUUCAGACGCAUUUUGUGAUAUCAGGUGCUAAAAUACUUUAAGCUAAGCCUGCAAGCAAUGAAGUCAUAAAAGAAUCCUCCAUAACUUGCAGUAAGCAACAUUUAUUAAAAUAAAAGUAUUCAGAACACAGAAUAACAUGUAACAAAAACAAUUUGCAAACAUAUUUACAUUCCCAUAUAACAGUUAAGAACAUCACCAUUAUUGUAUUACGCAUGCACGGAAGCAUUUGUUUGACUAGAUGCUGCCGGCUUAAUUACGCACGACUCAAAUUAGAGAUGGGGUGUGUAUUAUACACAAGGUUUAGGUUUUUCAGAAGUACAGCCCCCUAAAAAUCCCCUGCGUAUUAUACUCAAGGAUUUACGGUAUGUAAAUAAAUUUUUGAUUUGUACAAUAAAGACAAAACUGCAUUAAUA